AUGCUGGCGAGAUGCUCAAGAGAGGCGCCGAAAAACUUCGAGAGAGCCUUCAGGCCACUAAGGCCAGGCCCGUCGAGGCGAUACACUUCGUCCUCCCCCGAAAAUCCACCAAAGCCUCCUGAUGCCCGAAACCACUCGCCUACCUUUCGCCGCCUCGCUGUCGGAGCCGCGCUGGGAUCUGGCCUGUUCGCACUUUGGCAGGCGUACCUGUACUCGGUGAAAGGCGACUCGUUCGCCGCAUACACGCUCGUCGCGAAGGAACCUGUCUCGUCGACCGCAAGCAUAUUCCACCUGGUACCCAAGCAACAAAACCACAACUACGAGCUCUACCAGGAUGCGUGGAGGAGAGGUGUCUGGAAUGUGCAGUUUAAGCAGCCGCAGCUCCAGAUAGUCAGGGCAUACACACCCCUGCCGCCGAUCGACGAGAAGACCGCGCAAGAGAAGGGUGAAAUCAGGUUCUUGAUACGAAAGGACCCGUAUGGCGAAGUGUCGAGUUAUCUUCACAGAUUGCGUUUGGGCGCAGACAUCGAGAUGCGCGGACCCAACUUGGAGUAUGAACUAGGUCCAGAGGUGCGACAGGUGGUGUUCUUUGCGGGUGGCACGGGUAUCGCCCCCGCUUUACAGGUUGCGCACGCCUUGUUUGAAGGGAAUAAGCCCGCGGAAAGCGACGCGGCAAACAAGCAACGAAAGCUGCAUAUCUUAUGGGCAAACAGACUGCGCGAGGACUGCCUGGGCGGCAUCAGUGACGACCCCCCCCCGGAACCACUGCCCCCCAAACCAACCUGGUCGGGCUUCUUUGUCAAGUCGAAACCGAAGCCACCACCUCCAGUUUCUGAGAAAAAGGGCGUCAUCGUGCAAGAAUUAGAGGCCUUGAAGCAAAAGUACCCCGGCCAAAUCACGGUGGAGUACUUUGUCAACGCGGAGGACACGUGGAUCGACGAGGACGCCGUCUUCCGAGCCCUCUCCACGUUCGACGACAAGGACUUCUCAACCGGAUACGGCAUCUCCCCGGAACAGAGGCAGAUCCUCAUCUCCGGCCCACCCGGCUUCAUCGCCUAUCUCGCCGGCCCCAAGGAGUGGAAAAACGGGAAGGAGGAACAAGGCGCUGUUAGCAAGCUUGUUGCGCAUGCCAUCUCGAAGAAUCCGCACAAUGUCAAGGUGUGGAAGAUAUGA
Fonsecaea nubica is the source of this 1173-nucleotide messenger RNA. RefSeq lists its product as hypothetical. NCBI's taxonomy places the organism in Eukaryota, Fungi, Ascomycota, Eurotiomycetes, Chaetothyriales, Herpotrichiellaceae. The record is from RefSeq and is a predicted model, not a curated record. The coding region runs from base 1 to 1173 and encodes 390 amino acids. Gene Ontology annotation, molecular function: oxidoreductase activity. The transcript has a single exon.